AUGACAAAGUCUACACCUCCACCCCAACCCCCCACCUCAAAACCCAGAGUCAUCGUCGACCCACAAACGCUCUCGCAACGACGAACGAUCCGCCCCGGAACCCAAGCCCCGAUCACAGAUAUCCGGCAGACGAAGGAGUACAAAGUCGCCGCUAGACGGUGGUUAUCGACUAUCGUGGCACUGCCGAUAUUCCUGUACACGUCGUGGGUGUUGUAUGACCGGACGUAUGGGAAUAGUAAACCGAAGCGAAUCAUCCGCCUCAACACCACAGAUCCCCAGUAUCAACGAGGCCAUCGAGCGGCUGUCCUCCAGGUGACCGACAAAGGCAACGUAGCUCCCUCCCAGCUCCUCGCCUCCGUCUUCGGUUUCGUCCCGGCUUUUGACCUCGUGGAUGGCAACGGGGCAGUCGGCAAGUAG
Messenger RNA from Aspergillus thermomutatus, 417 nucleotides. RefSeq lists its product as uncharacterized. The coding region runs from base 1 to 417 and encodes 138 amino acids. The transcript is spliced from 4 exons. NCBI's taxonomy places the organism in Eukaryota, Fungi, Ascomycota, Eurotiomycetes, Eurotiales, Aspergillaceae. The record is from RefSeq and is a predicted model, not a curated record.